Aureobasidium namibiae CBS 147.97 is the source of this 1188-nucleotide messenger RNA. RefSeq lists its product as uncharacterized. Gene Ontology annotation, molecular function: metallodipeptidase activity. Lineage: Eukaryota; Fungi; Ascomycota; Dothideomycetes; Dothideales; Saccotheciaceae. The record is from RefSeq and is a predicted model, not a curated record. The transcript has 2 exons. The coding region runs from base 1 to 1188 and encodes 395 amino acids. Gene Ontology annotation, biological process: proteolysis.
AUGUACUCGCCAGCUGAGAGAGUUUUGAUCAGGAAUCCUUUGAUUGAUGGUCACAAUGACUUGUUGAUCUUGAUGAGAGUCUUGUACGGCAACCAUAUAUAUGAUGCCAGGUUCACCGACAAGAUGGAGGACGGCGGUCUGCAGGGCCAAGUCGACAUCCCUCGUAUGAACAAAGGCAAACUCGGAGGUGCAUUCUGGAGUGCCUUUGUGCCCUGCCCGACCAACGGCUCAGACUUCUCGGAUGCUGCCUAUGCUCCUUAUGUCAAGACGACACUCGAGCAAAUCGAUCUCUACAACCGUCUCACGGAAAUGUAUCCACGCUACUUCACUCCCGCCAAAGAUUCUGCCUCUGCUCUGCGUGCGUUUGCUUCGCAUCAAUUGAUCUCGCCUCUGGGUAUUGAAGGUCUGCAUCAGAUUGGCAAUUCUGUUUCGACUCUUCGUCUCUACCACAAACUUGGAGUCCGCUACGCGACCCUGACUUGGAACUGUCACAAUGCUUAUGCUGAUGCAGCUCUCAUCACUAACUCUGACAAUCAAACCGUCGUCGCACCUCCCUUGUGGGGCGGUGUUUCGCCUGCUGGCAAAAAACUGAUCAACGAGAUGAACAGACUAGGCAUGCUGGUUGACCUCAGCCACGUGAGCCAGGAUACCAUGCUUCAUGUCUUGGGUCGGGGUAAAGAUGGCUGGCAGGGCAGCAUUGCACCGCCCAUCUUCAGUCACUCGAGCGCCUAUUCCAUCUGCCCUCAUCCUCGCAACGUCCCUGACCAUAUACUCCCACACGUCAAGGCCGCACGUGGUAUUGUAAUGGUCAAUGCGAACCCAGACUUCAUCAGCUGUCGUGCUUCGAACAGCUCCUCGGGCCUGCCUGAGUUCGUGCCCGAGACCUCAACUCUGCAGCAAGUGGUAAAGCACAUCAAGCACAUUGGAGACUUGAUCGGCUACGACCACGUAGGUAUCGGUACCGAUUUCGAUGGCAUUGAGAGUACACCAAAGGGCUUCGAGGACGUGUCUAAAUUCCCCAAUCUCGUGACCGAGAUGUUGAAGCAGGGUAUCAGCGAGUCGGAUGCUGGUAAGGUUGUAGGCAGAAACAUUCUGAGAGUCUGGGCCGAUGCUGAUGCCGUGGCUACUUGGAUGCAUAGAAAGGGUGUGUUGCCGCUGGAAGACGAUGUGAGACAUCCUUGGGAAUAA